Messenger RNA from Sphaeramia orbicularis (orbiculate cardinalfish), 1628 nucleotides. It is a transcript of the gene six2a, whose product is annotated as SIX homeobox 2a. The record is from RefSeq and is a predicted model, not a curated record. Gene Ontology annotation, molecular function: RNA polymerase II cis-regulatory region sequence-specific DNA binding; DNA-binding transcription factor activity, RNA polymerase II-specific. The coding region runs from base 313 to 1185 and encodes 290 amino acids. The transcript is spliced from 2 exons. Gene Ontology annotation, biological process: regulation of transcription by RNA polymerase II. Lineage: Eukaryota; Metazoa; Chordata; Actinopteri; Kurtiformes; Apogonidae. Gene Ontology annotation, cellular component: nucleus; transcription regulator complex.
UGGUCUCCGGGAGAAGGUUAUGUUGAAACGGCAUAGAAAAGGUGGAGGAGGACGAUAGACGGAGAGGCAACUUUCUCUCUUUCUCUUUAACCUUAUGAGGAAUUGUCGCCUGGGGUUUUGCAUGGCUGAAUGGACUUGAGUUUAUUUACGCAGUUGGAUGUCGCCUAAGUUCUGCUCAGUUUGAAGUUUUAGGCCACUCUUCUGGGGACCUUUUGUCGCUUACGGACUUAAUGCGUUUUGAUUUAAUGAGACACUGAGAGGAAGACGUGGAAGUGAGGCACAAUCUAAUCUGUAUUGGUUUACGUUGUCGCCAUGUCCAUGCUUCCGACGUUUGGUUUUACGCAGGAGCAAGUGGCGUGUGUCUGUGAAGUCCUCCAGCAAGGGGGGAACAUCGAGCGACUGGGGCGCUUCCUCUGGUCCCUCCCGGCGUGCGAACACCUCCAUAAAAAUGAGAGCGUCCUCAAAGCAAAAGCCGUGGUAGCUUUCCACCGGGGGAACUUCCGAGAGCUCUACAAGAUCCUGGAGAGCCACCAGUUCUCUCCGCACAACCACCCGAAGCUGCAGCAGCUGUGGCUCAAAGCGCACUACAUCGAGGCGGAGAAGCUGAGAGGCCGUCCACUCGGGGCCGUGGGGAAGUACCGCGUCCGGAGAAAGUUCCCUCUGCCCCGCUCCAUCUGGGACGGAGAAGAGACGAGCUACUGCUUUAAAGAGAAAAGCAGGAGCGUCCUCCGGGAGUGGUACACCCACAACCCUUACCCAUCCCCGCGGGAGAAAAGAGAGCUGGCCGAGGCCACUGGACUCACGACCACGCAGGUCAGCAACUGGUUCAAAAACCGACGGCAGCGAGACCGAGCAGCGGAGGCGAAGGAGAGAGAAAACAACGAGAACUCCAACACCAAUAGUCACAACGCAUUGACUUCUUCCAUGAAUGGAAAUAAAACUAUUUUGGGGAGCUCGGACGACGACAAAACGCCUUCAGGGACACCGGAUCACACGUCUCCGAGCCCGGCUCUGCUCCUUGGCUCGAACACCGGUUUACCGUCCCUGCACGGCCUUGCGCCCCCGCCGGGACCCAGCGCCAUCCCGGUCCCCAGCGGCGCAGACUCGGUGCACCACCACCACUCAUUGCACCAUGACACCAUACUGAACCCUAUGUCUUCUAAUCUGGUGGACCUUGGCUCUUAAAUACCGGGACAAAAGGGAGACAGAGAGCACUGUUUUUGGAGAAGUAAUCUACGAGGAGGCGUGAGUCAAGCUUCAAGCACUUGCGGCAAGGUGCAAGGCAGACAGACUGGAAGCACUGCGAAAACAGCGACCGUAACAAAUCAUUUAGUCUCAUAUUUAGCCUUAAAGCAAGUGGGGAUUAAAUCUCCAGAUUAAACUUGUUUUACAGAUUUUCCCAGAAACAAGUGUUAGUGCAGAGCACUUCAGAAGUUUGGACAAAUUUCAUUUAUGCACAACAAUCCCAUCCCACUGGCAUAUUUGUUCUCCUUAAUUCUCUUAAGGAAAAUAUGAUUCUCCAAAUUAUUAAAAUUGACCCACGAGAUUAUAUGACUUGUUCAGACAUUUUUUGCAGUGGUGAUGGAUGCAAAGGUGAGGCGGAUCGAAGUGGUUUUAGGUAAAAAAAU